CAUCAAAGUUUCCAAGAGGAGAAUUCCAAAUUUACUCCGUGCUCGGAAACCGACAAAACGGGGGAGAAAAGGGACGAGAAUCAGCAAGUCCUCUUCUUUGGUGUCAACAGAACAACGGCCUUUGAAUGUAGCGGUUGAGUUUUGCUAGUGAUUUUAAUGGGACUGUCAAUGGCCCGGGAGAAGGAAACCAUUGGAAAACGGUCGCCUUGAAUGCAAGUUAUUCACAGACCGAGGAAUCAUGAGUUCAGGUGUGAAGAAGCCUCCAGUUGCCCCCAAACCCAGAGUUAAACCACCACCCCCUCCCAUUGCCCCAAAACCGGACCCUCUCCGUUUGCAGCCAUCGCCAGCAGCGACCAAGAGGCCCAAACCAGCGUUGGCUCCGAAGCCAUGUCCCUCCAAGACCAGCUCCGUCCCUCCGCCAAAGUCUAGCGGGGCCAGGGCUCCUCCGAGCACACACACACCCCCGACUCCACACACAAGGCCAGACACACUCCACCUUCUGAACUCCAAGAAUGACGCGCAGAGUCCAGAGAGUUCACACACGCGCUACAUCAUCAGCACGUGUGUGUGCGGCGAGAGCACCUGCGCACAGUGUCAUCACCGCCUCGGCAACGGUGGCGGCGACACACACAUCCUCUCCUCCCCGCCCGGGCAGAAUGGAGGAGAGGAAGAGAGAGGGAGGAGAGAGGAAGAGGACGUUGGCGAGGACUGUGGAGACGGCCUGGUCGAAGACCUCACACACACUCCCACCCGUGUAAAGCGACAAGCAAACACACCAACAGGCCUCGAGGAUGUUACCCACGCACGCACAGACACGGAGCAGGCGACACACACUCCAACGAACCCGCCGCACACACACAGCUCCACGUCACCUGACUGUUCUCAGGAUUCACCCACGCAAAAUCACACGCCGCCCCCCCUCCCACACACACCCUCCCCCCUCCCACAAACCAGGACGCAACGACGCAGGUCACCUCCUAACACACACACACACUCCCCUGCGCACACACCCACGGACACACACAGCCCCUCGCUGGGGAGCCGCAGUAAGGGCGAGGGUGUGGGCCCACAGUGUGUGUGUGACCCGCCACGGUGUGUGUGUUGGGAGCGGAGUGCGCCCGUCUCGCCGGUCCCUGCUGCCCCCAGCAAGCCUCUCCCCAAGCCCAUUCCCCGACGGCCUCGGCGGUCCGAGCUUAAGAGACAGGACGGCUUGGACGCGCAACUCACACACACGUCCGGCAACAACGCACACGCCGACGCGCCAACACCCGCUGAAGUCCACGUACACUCUGAGACAGUGUCACUCAGCGAUACACCCCUCCCACACCCGGCCGUCGACUCAUACACCGACGGCGACGAAGACACACACCCCGACACGACUGCCGACGUACAUGUUGAAAACGACGUAGAAACACACACUCGUGAUAACGCUGAGGUUUGCCAUCUAGAGGCUGUGGGUAACCAUGGAGAUGCGGAACCCUCAGACUCUAUAGAGCAUACACCUGUUGAUGAUGUCAAUGAUGAUGACCCCGCCUCCAUACCUCCUGUCCCUCCCCCUAGACAGAAAUCCCUCUCUCACAAGACCAGCGCCUCUCUGGACAACCUGUUGAACCACUCGGACACACACGGACAUGUACACAGAGAGGAAAGGGAGGGAGAGGACGAGGAGAAUGAUGAUGAUGAUGAUGAUGAUGAUGAUGCUGCUGCUGAUGAUGAUGAAGGUAGCUAUGGGGACUUUGCCCGCUACCCCAUCACCAGGAGUCUGCCCAAGCAGAUCAAGUUCCGUUGUGUGCCUCGCUCGGUGUCGGCGGAGGAGAGGUCACCGAGGGUCGCGCCCAAGAAGCCGCAGAGACACAGCAUGCCGGCCAAACACACUCUCGCGCUCACCCCCGAACACGUUCCCCCGCACGCACACCUUCCGGUCCCCAUAACAACCUUCCCAGAGCUCCCCGCACCACCUCAAGACAAGCCCACCUGGCGUAUCCCGCUUCCCGCAAUCCUCUUCGGCCGCAACCAGUCGGCCCGCGCCGGCACCGGCAGCAGCCAACCACAGAGCGGCAAGCAGCGAGCGCGCUCCUUCUCGUCGGCGGACCUGGCGGCGCGCGUCGAGGGCUCGGAGAGUGUUAAGCGAAGCAGCUUCCGGAAGCUUCUGGAGUUGCGCAUGUCCGUGCGAAUGCUGCCCCGCUUGCUCAUCAAGAGCAGCCAAUCGCUGGACUGCACGAGCACGCAGACGGAGAUCUACGCUGACGCCAUGACGACACAGAACAAAAAGUGUCUUAAGGGCGUGACUAACGGACAAGGCGUGUCCCCCGGUAAGAGCUCGUCGCCAAACGACAGUUGCCUGGACGACCAGGGGAUGGCGGAAGAAGACCAGAGUGAAGUGGAAUACGAGAACGUUCCGCUAUACGAGGAGAUUCCGGAGUACAUGAACCUGCCCCUGUGCCGACUCAGCUGGAACCCGCCAGCCAAUGACGACGCAGAUGUCUACGAGGUGCAGGAACCCUACAAGCACAAAGGGAAAGACAACAGGGUCUCUGGCUGCAGCAGCCUCCAGCAGGAAGAGGAAGUGAGCUCGGACGAGGGAGAUGACAGUAGCUCCACCUCCAGCAAGGGAGACCUCUGCCAAUCAGAGGACAAGCAGCAUGAACAGGAGAUGAAGAGAACCAAAGUGGUGCACAUCGCCACGGAGAUCAUGAGCUCAGAGAAAGUGUUUGUGGAUGUGCUGAAGCUUCUGCAUAUUGACUUCCGGGAUGCGGUUGCCAAGGCGACGCGUCAGAGCGGCAAGGCCGUGAUCGAGGAGCGGAUUCUGAAUCAGAUCCUUUACUACCUGCCCCAGCUCUACGAGCUGAACAAGGACCUGCUGAGGGAGCUGGAGGAGAGAGUCGCACACUGGGCGGAGCACCAGCGGUUGGCUGAUAUCUUUGUGCAGAAGGGGCCGUACCUGAAGAUGUACUCCACCUACAUCAAGGAGUUUGACCGCAACAUCGCCCUGCUGGAUGAGCAGUGCAGGAAGAACCCCACCUUCCACAGUGUGCUGCGCGACUUUGAGAUGAGUCCUCGAUGUGCUAAUCUAGCCCUAAAGCAUUACCUUCUGAAGCCAGUGCAGCGGAUUCCUCAGUACCAGCUCCUCCUUACAGAUUAUCUCAAGAACCUUCCAGAGGACUCCACCGACUACAAAGACACGCAGACUGCCCUAGGGAUCGUGAAGGAAGUAGCCAAUCAUGCCAAUGACAUCAUGAAGCAAGGGGAUAACUUCCAGAAACUCAUGCAAAUUCAAUACAGCCUGAAUGGUCAUCAUGAAAUUGUCCAGCCAGGCAGGGUGUUCCUGAAAGAGGGCACACUAAUGAAGCUCUCCAGGAAAGUCAUGCAGCCGAGAAUGUUCUUCCUGUUUAAUGACGCCCUGUUGUACACAACCCCAGUGCAGUCUGGCCAGUUUAAGCUCAACUGUAUGCUCUCUCUCGCUGGCAUGAAGGUGAGUAAACCAAGCCAGGAGGCUUAUCAGAAUGAGCUGAACAUCGAGAGUGUGGAGAGAUCGUUUAUCCUGUCAGCGAGCUCUGCCACGGAGCGAGAUGAGUGGCUAGAGGCCAUCUCCAAGGCGAUAGAGGACUACACCAGGAAGAAGAUCACCUUCAUCUCCAGUCGCAGCCAGGAAGAGAACGAGCGUACAGCUGGAGACGACAGUGACUUUCCUCUGGGCUCCAAAGCUCCUAUCUGGAUCCCGGAUCUGCGCACCACUAUGUGCAUGAUCUGCACCUGUGAGUUUACCCUCACCUGGAGAAGACACCACUGCCGCGCCUGCGGAAAGGUUGUGUGCCAAGCCUGCUCCACUAAUAAGUGCUACCUAGAGUACCUGAAACACCAGCCUGCACGAGUGUGUGACCACUGCUACGACAAACUACAACAAAAGAGUGAUCACUCCGCGUCCUCCUCCAUCUCCCCAGGUGGGCGGGUUGGCUCCAGCGCCUUCUCCUUCAGCCGCAAGCAGAAGAAAAUCCCCUCCGCUCUUAAAGAGGUAUCUGCCAGUACGGAGAACUCCUCUAUGAGUGGGUACUUGAUGCGCUCGAAAGGCCACAAGAAGCCAUGGAAGAGGCUGUGGUUUGUCAUCAAGAACAAAGUCCUCUACACGUAUGCUGCCAGUGAGGAUGUUGCGGCACUAGAGAGUCAACCGCUAUUGGGAUUCUUCCUUCGAGAGGAGAAGCAAGGCCCAGCUCAGAAGCUGCAGUUCAAACUCUACCACAAGAAUACUCUCUACUACAUCUUUAAAGCAGAGGAUAUCCCUACAGCACAGAGAUGGAUUGAGGCGUUCCAAGAGGCCAUGAUUCUUUGACUCCAUCCUCUGAUUGGUUGAGAUUUUACCUCCUCAGCACCCCAUUAGCUGUAAGGGUCAUUCUCUCACAGGCUCUUCCUGUAUUACACUCCACUAAUAAGGCCAGAUUCAGGAAGUACAGCUCCUGUGCAAGGCCUGAUGGGACUUGUAGUACAAUACCAGUGUUUGUCUCCAGAUUUCUGUAUAGACUGACAUGUUCAAAGAAUGGAUUCCACCAUGAAAAGAAACAGGACGAGGUGGCAGGACUCACCUCAGUCAUGUCUAUAAAUGUCAAUCACUGGAGAAAGCCAAUCACAACAUUACACAUUUUUAUCAUAGAUAAUGGUUUAAUACCAUCCCACUUUGGUUUGCAUGAUAUGAAGAAACUGUUACCCAAUGAGAAAAAAUGGUUUGUUUCAGUAAAUACUCAGUUUUAUUUGCUUCAUAUUUAUGAAGCCAUGUUGGACGUACAACCCUUGAAGAAAAUAUCAGGGAAAUGGGGUCUGUUUAUGUUUGUGCCUGUAUGUGUGUGUGUGUCUAGGAGGAAUUGAGUGACUGUGUAUGUGUGUGUUUAUGUGUAUCUGUCUAUGAGAAAUAGAUGGUGAGUCUGUGUGUGUUGUGUGUACAAGAAAUAGUGGAUGACUCUGUGUGUGUGUGUGUGUGUGUGUGUGAGAGAGAGAGUGAGGACAUGCUUGUGUGUGAGAGGCUGCUGGCCAGGGAACCAGGCCAUUCCCCCGCACGGCUGACCAAGCCAGCUCAGUGACCCAGAAGGGAAGGGAGAGGGUGGGGUCGAGGAAAGGAGGAAGGAAAAGACUUUGGAAGAGGAAGAGAGAGGAAACAGCGAGGCACACAGAUGUUCUCACUGAAACCCUUAAUUUGCCCUCACUCACUCAGCAACAGAAAGAGAAAAAUGACCCAAACAAGCCCCACCGCACAGUCACUUAGUAUGCCAAAGAGGAUACAGCCCUCAAAGUGUACACUACAAGUACACACUACAAGUAUACACUUCAAGUGUACACCACUUAGGAAGGGCAAAGGAGGAAAGCUUGCUGUCCUUUGGUGCAGGUGGAGCUGUCAUGUAAUGUCACGUCACUUGAGGGUCAGAGGUUAAGUGAGAGAGCGUCGGUCGGUGUCGCAUCCGACUUGGCCUGUUGCCAUGGACACUGAGAGGAGUAGCACAUUGGGAGACAUUUUGUGUUUUUUUUUUUUUUUGCAAUGCACUGUGGGAGAAGCUCGCUAUGGUGGACUGAGCAAAUAGACAGGGAAAGAGUCUGUGAUUCUGAAAACCAACAUCGUUCAAAUGUUUUUAUUAGUUUUUUUUUUUAAUGGAAUUUUACAUUUGUGCCUCAAGCAAAUGCUUUUUAAAAGAAAAAAACUAAUGUAUAGAAGGUCAUACUGGAAAGAACUGGAAAUACGAGUUGUAUAUACAGAUUUUAACAUGUGAUAUAGUAUGUAUUUAAAAUUUGGAAGCCUGUAAAACAGGGUUUUUUAUGUAAUAGUGAAUCUGAAUGCUAGAAUACUGUGCCUUUCUGUCUGUUCGAGUCAAACUUUUUUAAGACCCCACACUACACUAAGUUUGACAUACCCCCACAUAGAUUCACCAUACGAUAUUUACAGGAUCAGCUUGCCUUGAGCAUUUUCACACAGUUAAAGCUGUUAUGAAGACAUGUAACUCCUCAUUUCACUUUUUGCAGUAAUACUUUAAAGACGUUUACUAUUGUGUUCAUAGUGUUAUCUUUAUUUUUUUGUAAUUUACCAGUUGUUAAUGCUCAUCAGAGGAGUUAUUAUUCGAGUUGUAUGUUUACUGAGGCCUUUCUUACACUGUAUAGCGACCUCUUGGUUUUAUUUGCAAUGCUCAGAGCAAGACCAGGCUAGCAUGUGAAAGACUAUCCCGAGUUGAGGUUUAGUCUCUGAGAAAAAGACUCCACUUCGUCCUUUUGGGCAUGGGAUCUGUGUCAUAAAUUAUCUCUCAAACUGUUGCAAUUCAGGUGGCACAAAUGCUUUAUUAAAUGAGCCGAACAGGUUAUAUGUAUGCUCAAAGUCUGAGUAGGCCUACAAAUAGAAAGCAAAACACAAAGGUUGAGUAAUAUAAAAUAGUCUGGUCUUGCUCUCAUUUGGUAAGGUUCUCAGCAAGUGUGUUCUGGGAGAUUUAUGCUAAAGCAUUUAGCCUAUAUGUUCCACAGGUGUUUUUAACCAUUCGUCUCUACUGAGUUUACCAGCACAAGUCAAUGCAGUUAAGUGUUCAGUGCUAGUUUUUCUUCACAAAUGUAAAGUGUACAAUAAUAAUUUUUAAAAAGUA
Alosa sapidissima (American shad) is the source of this 6605-nucleotide messenger RNA. RefSeq names its product FYVE, RhoGEF and PH domain containing 6 (gene fgd6). Gene Ontology annotation, molecular function: metal ion binding; guanyl-nucleotide exchange factor activity. The record is from RefSeq and is a predicted model, not a curated record. The transcript has 21 exons. Bases 239 to 4327 code for a protein of 1362 amino acids. Gene Ontology annotation, cellular component: cytoplasm. Gene Ontology annotation, biological process: regulation of GTPase activity. NCBI's taxonomy places the organism in Eukaryota, Metazoa, Chordata, Actinopteri, Clupeiformes, Clupeidae.